Penicillium maclennaniae is the source of this 309-nucleotide messenger RNA. RefSeq names its product mitochondrial 37S ribosomal protein mS37. Gene Ontology annotation, molecular function: structural constituent of ribosome. NCBI's taxonomy places the organism in Eukaryota, Fungi, Ascomycota, Eurotiomycetes, Eurotiales, Aspergillaceae. Gene Ontology annotation, biological process: mitochondrial translation. The transcript is spliced from 3 exons. The record is from RefSeq and is a predicted model, not a curated record. Gene Ontology annotation, cellular component: mitochondrial small ribosomal subunit. The coding region runs from base 1 to 309 and encodes 102 amino acids.
AUGGCUGGCAAGGGCAACGUCUCCACCCGGCUCAACCCGCUCCGGUUGAACACCAUCAACCACCUUCGCGUCCGUCGCCCCAACCAGCAUGAGCAGAACCCUUGCGUCACUGUCAUGUCGUCGAUGCUGAACUGCUGGGCAUCGCAAGGAUACGGUUUCGAAGGCUGCGCUGGUCUCGAGGCACAAUUGCGCAAGUGCAUGGACUCAUCGAAAUCGCAAGAGAAGAAGAAGAACACCGUCAACUACCACCUGAUGAGAAUGUAUCCCAAGGUCGUGGGCCCACGGAAGAAGGACGGCGUGUUGGGCUAA